Molecule: messenger RNA, 4107 nt
Organism: Trifolium pratense (red clover)
Lineage: Eukaryota; Viridiplantae; Streptophyta; Magnoliopsida; Fabales; Fabaceae
Product: 5-oxoprolinase
Exons: 2
Coding region: 160-3960 (1266 amino acids)
Biological process (GO): glutathione metabolic process
Cellular component (GO): cytosol
Molecular function (GO): 5-oxoprolinase (ATP-hydrolyzing) activity
Source: RefSeq, a predicted model, not a curated record
AAGGAUUUUUUAUUUUUUAUAGAUAAAAAUUAAGGAAACCAAACACACAUACACAGAGCAGAGAAGGGAGCAAUCGCAACACAACUUCGUUGUUGACAAACAUUCACCAACUGCGUUAUCAUUCUCUUCACACUGGCCUUAUAAUUGUGCUCUAAUAGGAUGGGGAGUGUUAUUGAAGGGAAGUUAAGGUUUUGUAUUGACAGAGGUGGAACCUUUACUGAUGUUUAUGCAGAAAUCCCAGGUCAUCGGAAUGGGCAAGUUUUGAAGCUUUUGUCGGUUGAUCCUUUGAACUAUGAUGAUGCACCGGUUGAAGGGAUACGGAGGAUCCUUGAAGAAUUCACUGGUGAGAAAAUUCCACGUAGCUCAAAAAUACCCACCGAGAAGAUUGAGUGGAUAAGGAUGGGUACAACUGUGGCUACAAAUGCACUUCUAGAGCGCAAGGGAGAAAGGAUUGCUGUGUGUGUGACUCAAGGCUUUCGUGAUUUGCUCCAGAUCGGUAACCAGGCUCGCCCCAGCAUAUUUGAUCUUACUGUGUCAAAGCCUUCAAAUCUCUAUGAAGAGGUUGUAGAGGUGGAAGAGAGAGUUGAACUUGUUCAGGAAAAGGAAGAAGAAGAAAACCAGGGUGCUUCUUCACCAAUUGUUAAAGGUAUUUCUGGAGAACUUAUCAAGAUUGUAAAGCCUCUAAAUGAAGAAGCGUUGAAGCCUGUACUGAAAAAUUUACUGGAGAAAGGAAUUAGUUGUCUGGCUGUUGUUUUGAUGCACUCGUACACUUAUCCACAACAUGAACAACAGGUGGAGAGAUUAGCGUUGGGUCUGGGAUUUAGACAUGUUUCUAUAUCAUCCGGUUUGUCUCCUAUGGUUCGUGCUGUUCCUCGUGGUCUAACAGCUAGCGUGGAUGCUUAUCUGACCCCAGUUAUUAAAGAUUACCUGUCAGGAUUCAUCUCCAAAUUUGAUGAGGGACUUGGCAAGUUGAAUGUUUUGUUUAUGCAAUCAGACGGAGGACUUGCACCAGAGAGUACCUUCUCAGGGCAUAAAGCAAUUCUGUCUGGCCCUGCUGGUGGAGUUGUUGGUUACUCGCAAACUCUUUUCGAUCUUGAAACAGAAAAGCCACUGAUUGGCUUUGAUAUGGGAGGUACAUCCACAGAUGUGAGUCGAUAUGCUGGAAGUUAUGAGCAAGUACUGGAAACACAAAUUGCUGGUGCCAUAAUACAAGCACCUCAGCUUGACAUAAACACUGUGGCUGCUGGAGGUGGUUCGAAGUUGAAGUUCCAAUUUGGUGCUUUUCAAGUUGGACCAGAAUCGGUUGGAGCACACCCCGGACCUGUAUGUUAUCGGAAAGGUGGAGAGUUGGCAAUUACAGAUGCCAAUCUAGUUCUCGGUUAUGUCAUUCCUGAUUAUUUCCCAUCCAUAUUUGGGCCGAAUGAGGACCAGCCUCUUGAUGUCAAGUCAACAAGAGAAAAAUUUGAGAAGCUUGCCGGGAAUAUAAAUGCUUAUCGAAAGAAUCAGGAUCCAUCUGCUAAAGACAUGACGGUGGAAGAGAUUGCUCUUGGCUUUGUGGAUGUUGCUAAUGAGACAAUGUGUCGUCCAAUAAGGCAGUUGACUGAAAUGAAGGGCCAUGAGACAAAGAACCAUGCACUUGCCUGCUUUGGAGGUGCUGGACCCCAGCAUGCUUGUGCGAUAGCUAGGUCUCUAGGUAUGAAAGAAGUUCUUAUUCACAAAUUUUGUGGGAUCUUAAGUGCAUAUGGAAUGGGAUUGGCAAAUGUUGUAGAAGAGGCGCAGGAGCCUUAUGCUGCAGUUUAUGCAACUGAAUCUACGUUUGAAGCUUCACAACGAGAAGCUGUGUUACUUAAACAAGUUAAGCAGAAGUUGCAAAGUCAAGGAUUUAAAGAGGAAAAUAUUUCAACGGAGACAUAUUUAAAUUUGAGAUAUGAAGGCACAGACACUGCCAUUAUGGUGAAAAGGCAGAUAGUUGAAGAUGGAAUACCAUUUGACUAUGCUACCGAGUUUGUGAGACUGUUUCAGCAGGAGUACGGUUUUAAACUCCAGAACAGAAAUAUUGUGAUCUGUGAUGUUAGAGUACGUGGUAUAGGAGUUACCAAUAUAUUGAGACCACAGGCCAUAGAACCUGUCUCUGGCAAUCCUAUAGUUGAAGGCUAUUAUAAGGUUUACUUUGGAAAUGGUUGGCAGGAAACACCUCUCUAUAAACUUGAAAAGCUGGGGUAUGGCCAUAUGAUGUCUGGCCCGGCAAUUGUCAUGAAUGGUAAUAGCACCGUGAUUGUAGAACCCAACUGGAGAGCCAUUAUAACAAAAUACGGAAAUAUCAAAAUUGAAAUUGAUUCACCUUUGAGCAGCAUUAAGAUAUCAGAUAAAAUUGCAGAUGUUGUACAGCUCUCUAUUUUCAAUCACAGAUUUAUGGGUAUAGCUGAGCAGAUGGGAAGGACUUUGCAAAGAACUUCAAUCUCAACAAAUAUCAAAGAACGGCUUGAUUUUUCUUGUGCUCUAUUUGAUCCUAAUGGUGGUCUAGUUGCAAAUGCACCUCAUGUUCCUGUCCAUCUAGGAGCAAUGUCUAGUACAGUUCGGUGGCAACUCAAUUACUGGAGUGACAAUUUGAAUGAAGGAGAUGUUUUGGUCACUAAUCAUCCUUCAGCCGGAGGUAGCCAUCUUCCUGAUAUAACCGUUGUUACACCUGUUUUCUUUAAUGGGAAGUUGGUAUUUUUUGUUGCAAAUAGAGGGCAUCAUGCAGAGAUUGGGGGUAUUACUCCUGGAAGCAUGCCUCCAUUUUCAAAGUCAAUAUUGGAGGAAGGAGCUGCCAUUAAGACAUUUAAGCUUGUUGAAAAAGGCAUCUUUCAAGAAGAGGGGAUUAUUAAGCUUUUACAGUUCCCAAGCUCUGAUGACCGUGGAACUAAGAUCCGAGGAACUCGCAGGAUUCAAGAUAACCUAUCUGAUUUGCAUGCACAAGUAGCAUCAAAUCAAAGAGGAAUUUGUUUAGUCCUGGAGCUUAUUGAGCAGUAUGGACUGGAAACCGUUCAAGCUUACAUGAAUUAUGUACAAAUGAAUGCAGAAGGAGCAGUAAGAGAGAUGCUGAAAUCAGUUGGUCGUAGAAUUUCAUCCGAGUCAAAUGAAAACUCCGUGACAAUUGAAGAAGAGGAUUACAUGGAUGAUGGAUCCGUUAUUCAUUUGAAACUGAGCAUUGACUCUAACAAAGGAGAAGCAGUUUUUGAUUUUAGUGGGACCAGUGCGGAAGUUUAUGGUAAUUGGAAUGCACCAGAAGCUGUAACAGCUGCAGCUGUCAUAUAUUGCAUUCGCUGUUUAGUGGAUGUUGAUAUUCCUCUCAAUCAAGGGUGUUUGGCUCCAGUGAAGAUUCUUAUUCCAGAAGGCUCAUUUCUCUCUCCUAGUGAUAGUGCAGCUGUAGUAGGAGGUAAUGUCCUUACAUCUCAGAGAAUCACUGAUGUUGUAUUUACUGCAUUUCAGGCUUGUGCUUGUUCACAAGGUUGUAUGAAUAAUCUUACGUUUGGAGAUGAUACUUUUGGAUACUAUGAAACCAUUGGAGGUGGGAGUGGGGCUGGUCCUACAUGGGAAGGGACCAGUGGGGUACAAUGCCACAUGACAAAUACAAGAAUGACUGAUCCAGAGAUAUUUGAGCAAAGAUAUCCAGUGAUUCUGCACAAGUUUGGACUUAGAGCAAACAGCGGGGGAGAUGGAUUUCACAAAGGUGGUGACGGGCUUCUCAGGGAAAUAGAGUUUAGACGUCCAGUAACUGUUAGCAUUCUUUCUGAGAGACGUGUACAUGCACCAAGAGGGCUGAAGGGAGGAAAAGACGGUGCACGUGGUGCUAAUUACAUUCUAAAGAAAGAUAAACGAACGAUUAAUCUUGGUGGUAAGAAUUCUGUUGAGGUGCUUCCUGGAGAAAUUCUUCAGAUUUUGACUCCUGGGGGUGGUGGAUGGGGUUCUCCAGUGUAAGGUUUCUUUCUUUUGGAUGAGAAAAGUCAAUAAAACAGCUUCAUGUUUGAUGUUUUACUGAUGUAGUGUCAAAAUUGUGUUGUAAUGGAGAAAUGCACUACACAUCUUUGAUGCAAAUCAAUUCAAAUAAUGAUAUUUCUGUCUCCA